AAAACGGGAAAUGUGGGAUCUUGAUAUGAACGCUUCAUUUCCAAUCUUAUCCAGGUAGAUAACAUGGUUAUAGAUCAACAAGUGCAAAAUUGACUAUUUGCAAUUUGAAGUUUGUCAAAGGCCAAAGAGCAAGAAAAAUACUCGGUCACAAUUUGGAUCAAAAAAACGUAUCAUUAAAGAAAACACUUUCACCGUACGAAAGGUCGUAGAAAGGUGUAGGUUUAGACCAAAUGUAUGUUUCUAAGAGGUCCCGACGGGAGAAGCGCAAGAGAUCUGCCUCGGCCUCCUCUUCAAGCUCUGGUGAUCGCCGCCCCCAUGUAAGUGCGGUCAAUGUGGGAAGAAAGAAUCGGCGCGGUCGCCGCUCACAUGAUCGUCAAAGAGACGUGGGGCUUCCGGCGCCACCAGAUCACUGGGGCCACAUCGGAAGUAGAUCGCGUUCUUCUUCGGAAUCUUCUUCUGAAGGGAGUGGCGUCGAAGCUCAAGCUAAAGCUCCUGACAAGCGCAAGCAGAUUCCGCCUCCGACGGAUUUUUGGGCUGGCCGUGCUGAAGAGCCCUCGGGGGUCGGCAAUAUCGCGGGAUCGAGAGACAAAUUUGAAGCUGUGGAGGCAUUUGAUUUUCAAUUGCUUUGUGACAAGGACGCCGAGACGACUGGAGUUUCUGGUCGAAUCCACCGAAAGGAAUUCUUCCCCUACUGGAGGGACACGCUGAAGGCCGAUGACGAAAUUCUUGCGCUUCUCUCGCACGGCUAUGUGCCGCCGUUGUCGGAAUGGCCGCCCUCGUCCUAUAUCCGUAAUAAUCGGAGUGCCCGAGGUAGUAGAGCGCAUGCUUUUCUCAGCGAAGAAAUUCCCCAUUUAAUCGAAAGUGGAGCAAUCCGAGAGGUUUUUGAAAAACCAUGGUUUAUCUUACCCCUCCAGCUCGUUCACCGUGACGGAAAACCCCCCCGACUAGUUGUCGAUGCAAGCCGACAAAUCAAUCCAUUUCUCUUUAAGCGGAAAGUUCGGCUCCCCACUCUGGGCGAAAUUAAUCAAGGGGUCGAGCGUGGAGACUAUUGGGCCAGCCUAGAUCUGAAAUCGGGCUAUUAUCAUUUACGGAUUCAUGAUGAUUAUCAAAAACUUUUUGGUAUUCGGUGGUAUGAUGAGGAUCGGAAUGAGCGAUUCUUCGUUUGGACAGUCUGCUUCUUGGGAAUCAGUGACUUGGUUCGCACUUUUACAAAACUUGGGAAGCCGUUAUUGGGUUUCAUACAUGCACAGGGCAUUCCAGUCUCCUUGUAUAUUGAUGAUUUCUUCACCCACGCCAACUCCGAAUCAAAAUGUGCUCAUAAUGUUGCAAGUAUUAGAGAUGUGCUGAAUAACGCGGGGUUUAUGGAGGCGAAGGCAAAAUCCACGGGGCCAACUCAGAGGGGAGUCUUCUUGGGCCUCGUGAAUGAUACUAGCACGCUCCAGUAUUCUAUACCCCAAAACAAGCUUUCAUCGAUAUGUAACGGUCUUAAACAAUUCAUGCAACUCAAUCGAGCUCAAGUGAAAGAAGUGGCGUCUCUAUAUGGGAAAGUUGGCGCUUGUUUGUUAGCAGUUGGGCCCUCCCUUCGGCUGCUUACUCGUCUUGGACAGAGCGCCAUUGCUGACGCCGCGCGGAGAAACGGUUGGAAUUCAUGGAUGAACCUGCGACCCCUACAUCCUGAAUUACAAUAUCUGAUCGAACAACUGCCCGCUCAUAACGGCUUUCCAUACAAUGUCAAAGAGCUUGUGCAUCAUGUAGACAUUACAAUUGCAACCGAUGCCUCAAAGCUGGGGUUCGGAGCCAUAGCCCUGCGAUGUGGGGACAGUUUUGAACACCAAGUUCAUCCGUUGCCCUGUGGGAAACAACUCAUUCUGAAGCGGAUGUUCUCCCAAUCAGAAAGUGCUUCAUCCUCCACUUUCCGAGAACUCUUAGCAUUGCACGCUGCUUACACUGACCCCACAACCAUCCAGCAGUUUUGGGGCAAAUCGGUCAGUCAUUUGACAGAUAACAAAGGUGUCGUGGCAGCUAUGCGGAAGGGGAGCUCCAUUGCUUCUCUACACCUCUUGGCCCUUGAUGUUUUUAAACAAUGUCAGGCCCAUGACAUCAGACUGCAGGUCCAUUGGGUACCACGUUCUGACCCCCGUUUGCAAGCAGCUGAUGCUCAAUCUCGACACUUUGAUAAUGAAGACUGGGGGAUCGACUACAGGGGCUACUGCAACGUCCUCAGUUUCGUCGACGUUCAACCGCAGAUUGAUCUAUUCGCAACCGAGGAUAAUGCGAAAUGCGAAUGGUUUGCAUCGAAAUUCGUAGCUGAGAAAGACAAGGCUGUCGGGAUCAAUGCGUUUUCUUUGAACUGGUGUCAGAAUUGGUUCUUCUAUGCCUGUCCUCCCCCCAGGCUCAUUGUGCCUACUUUGCGCCAGGUCGUUGCUCAAAAGGCCGCCGGGGUUCUCAUUGUGCCAAGAUGGGCUUCAUCAUCAUUUUGGCCCUAUGUAUUACCGGAUGGGAAGCAUUUUCUACGACUUGUAGUCAAAUUCAAGUCAUUUCGACCACUAUGCGUAGUAGGGCCUGACAUUCGAAGCACAACCUUCAACGGUGCUAUUGCCUUUGAUUUGAUAAUGCUACAGCUAGAUGGAAAUGUCUCCUUGCCUUUUGCGCCUUCUCUCACUCCACUCACAUGUAUCGGUUAUGGUUGUGACUCAUGCCGGCAUUAAUAAUCCUAUUACAGAUCAUCGCCUUCAUGAUUUGGAUAGUAUUGAUGUGACAACAUGGAUAUGAAGAAGGCAUCCAAAGCACCUCGAACAUGGAUACAAUAUGACAGGGCGUGGCGAAAUUUCGACAUUUUUUGUUCGGAAUACAAACAAUCUAGUUCCCCUGCUACACUGUUGGUAGUUGACAGAUACUUGGCGUAUCUUGUACAGUGCGGGAAAUGUCUUGCAUCCGCGAAGAUGGCUUUGGCUGCUAUCAAUGCAAUACAUGUCGAACAAAAUUGUCCCUCGCCCACGCGCGACAAGACAGUUCUCAUUACGAUGGAAGGAAUUAAGCGUUCUCGUGCCACCACCCUCCCUCUACAAGCAACGCCUACUACUCGUCCGAUCCUUAAAACCAUUAUUGAUAAGAAUUUGGGAUCCGCAAUGGAUGCCAUGCCUGACGAAUUUGAGCCUUGCAUGCGCACUUGGCGCGCAGUUUGGUUCGAAGUUACCGCAUUUGUUACUUUAAGCCGCUUCUCUGACAUUCAACGUCUAAGGCGUGAGGAUGUACAUAUCAAAACAAAUAAUGUCACCUUCUAUUUUCGAACUCGAAAGAAUGACCAGAUCCACAGAGGCCACGCCGUCACAGUCUGUGCCUCGGGGGGGCGAUACUGCCCUGUUGAGCUCACUAAACGAUACCUCCUUCGUCUUCCGAAACAUUCACAUUGCUUCUUAUUGCCCACCUUGAACGGGUUGUUCCCAGUCAAUAAUGGCACUGUUCUCUCUACUUACGAUAACAUGCGAAAAUCUCAAGCCCUCAUUUUUCACAACGCUGGAAUGCCCAACAAGUACAGUCUCCAUUCCGGCCGUGUUGGGGGUACAGUAGCACUCCAUGACAAAGGCUGGUCUUUCGACGAAAUUGGGGCGUUUGGUUGAUGGGCCAGAGGCAGUCGCAUGCCGGUGCAUUACUCUUCAAAAGCCUCUGCAAAGCGUAAUGCAAUGUCUAUGGACUUGUUCCUUUAAACAUGUUUCGAUAUAAAACCACGUUCUAAUGUCCUGGCCUCUAUGUAUUCA
Molecule: messenger RNA, 3758 nt
Organism: Tigriopus californicus
Lineage: Eukaryota; Metazoa; Arthropoda; Copepoda; Harpacticoida; Harpacticidae
Exons: 2
Coding region: 231-2708 (825 amino acids)
Molecular function (GO): zinc ion binding; nucleic acid binding
Source: RefSeq, a predicted model, not a curated record